CUCCCGCCCGGGUGCAGCCGAAGCCGAGGUGCUGGGCAGCCCGGCGGGUGGCGGUCGCACCAUGAGCGCCGAGUGCAGCAGCUACCUCAACGCCGACAAGGUGCUGGUGAGCGGCUUCAGCUGCCCGCGGACGGGCGGCGACGCCCGCGCCGUCUACUGCUGCGGCUUCCAGGACGUCAAGUACUGUUGCGAUGACCCCCACAGCUUCUUCCCUUACGAGCACAGCUACAUGUGGUGGCUCAGUGUUGGAGCACUGGUGGGCCUGUCGAUAGCAGCAGUGGUCCUCUUUGCCUUCAUCAUCACCGUCUGCGUUCUCUGUUAUUUGUUCAUCAGCACAAAGCCACGCAGCAAACUGGAUACUGGCUUAAGCUUACAGACGACAGAUAGAGCAUCCUUCAUGAGGUCCCCACUGAAGCAAGCUGUUGACAAAGCCAAGUGGCUUCAAGAGCCACAAGAAUGAACACUGACUGUGAGCCACAAAAACCUGACACACUUCUCCAGAGGUGUUUCCUGGUUAUUACCACCACUGUCGAUGACUAGAGGCCAGUCUGCAGCUGUGCCAGGAGAUGUAUUUGUGUGCAGUUACUGUUCUGAGCAGUGUUUUGAUUUGCACAUACCAGAUACUACUGCUAAUUAUUUUCAUGUGAAUUGUUGCUUUCACUCUGUGUGGUUCCAGUGAGAGACGAGAGUUUGUCAAGCAGAACAGAAUUUGGCACUCCACGUUGUCCAAGCUUUAUUUUGAGCUUUCUGUGUGUGCCACCUCAAUGUGGUGUCUUCACAUCCCCAACAUAGUUGUCUUUAGCCAAAUGUGAUUGUUCAUUGCACAGAUCUCUGGGAAUGCUGUGCCUCAAUAAAAGCUGGUGUUUGUUUGUUGUUGGAUUUUUCUUAA
Molecule: messenger RNA, 889 nt
Organism: Pogoniulus pusillus (Red-fronted tinkerbird)
Lineage: Eukaryota; Metazoa; Chordata; Aves; Piciformes; Lybiidae
Gene: SHISAL2A
Product: shisa like 2A
Exons: 3
Coding region: 62-460 (132 amino acids)
Source: RefSeq, a predicted model, not a curated record